This is a messenger RNA of Opisthorchis viverrini, 201 nucleotides long. RefSeq lists its product as hypothetical. The record is from RefSeq and is a predicted model, not a curated record. The transcript has a single exon. Bases 1 to 201 code for a protein of 66 amino acids. NCBI's taxonomy places the organism in Eukaryota, Metazoa, Platyhelminthes, Trematoda, Opisthorchiida, Opisthorchiidae.
AUGUGGAGGCAACCUAACGCACGCGGAGGUCAGAUGUACGAAAGCCGGUGGAGAACCAAGACAAACAUACAGCAAGAUGCUGAAAAUCAGGAGGCACAAGGGAAAGUCCGGUUCUACAACAAUGAAACUUGGAGUUAUGCGGAUUCUGCAUGCGAGUUACGGAUGACUCCGGUCACCUCCAAAGGGAAUGCCCCCGAGUGA